Ilyonectria robusta is the source of this 2106-nucleotide messenger RNA. Its product is annotated as amino acid permease-domain-containing protein. The transcript is spliced from 3 exons. Gene Ontology annotation, molecular function: L-amino acid transmembrane transporter activity. Gene Ontology annotation, cellular component: membrane. The record is from RefSeq and is a predicted model, not a curated record. Bases 1 to 2106 code for a protein of 701 amino acids. Gene Ontology annotation, biological process: amino acid transmembrane transport. Lineage: Eukaryota; Fungi; Ascomycota; Sordariomycetes; Hypocreales; Nectriaceae.
AUGAGCAGCGAUGGCCUGCCUCCACCAGAGAAUCCCAACGAGAUUCUGACGGUUGCGCCCAAGGAGCGGUUUCGACUGGGCUACUUCGACGUUAUGUGCCUGGUAAUGAACCGAAUGAUUGGAACCGGCAUCUUCAACUCGCCCCAGCGUGUCAUGCAAGGCACUCACUCCACCGGUGCCGCCCUGCUCCUCUGGUUUGCGGGCAUCAUCUACUGCCUCUCCGGAAUGCACGUCUACAUCGAGUACGGCCUGAACGUCCCCCGCUAUGUCAUCCACGGCGUUGAGCAGAGCAUCCCUCGAAGCGGUGGUGAUCUCAACUACCUCCAAUAUGUCUACCGCAAGCCCGCCUACCGCAAGGACACAGUUCUGCUAAGUACCUGUCUGUUCGCCAUCGCCUUCAUUGCCCUGGGAAACAUGGCAGGCAAUUCCAUCAGCUUUGCCACUCGCGUCCUCCGCGCUGCUGAUGUUCAAGACCCGAGCAAUGGCGCUGUCAGGGGUAUUGCCCUUGGCAUUGCGACCCUGACUUGCUUUAUCCACACUUUCUCCCGCCGAGGCGGCAUCUUUCUUAAUAACGUCCUGGCCAUCAUCAAAGUCAUGAUCCUUCUGCUGAUCAUCGUCACCGCUAUCGUCGUGGGCGCUGGUGGCUUGAAGAAGACGGACAACAUCAUCACCGAAAACACCAGCACCUCGAAAGCAUUUGCUGGCGCCUCCAGCGAUGCCAACGGAUAUGCCCAGGCCUUCCUAGCCAUCAUCUUUUCCUUCUCAGGCUUUGAGCAGCCCAACUACGUCAUGGGCGAAAUCAGCCGGCCUCGGAGGAAGCACCCCAUUGCCACCAUCCUAGGAGUUUCCACUGUGGUUCUGCUCUACAUGGCCGUCAACAUCUCCUAUAUGGUCGUUGUGCCCAAGGCUGAUCAAAUCAACUACCCAGGCGGCGUGGCCCAGCGUUUCUUUGAGCUGACUCUGGGGCGUGUCUCCGACGACAAGACGGGCACCCGAAUUUUCAAUGCCUUCUUGGCCAUCGCGAGUAUGGGUAACAUCAUCGUGAUGACGUACACAGCGGCUCGAGUCAAGCAAGAAAUCGCCAAGGAGGGCAUCAUUCCCUUUGCCAAAUUCUUCGCACAGGACACAGACAUGUCCCUCGGCCGUCUCCUAGGCUGGUUCCAGAAGAAGGGGUGGUUCUCUUCGAUCCUCCGCAUCCGUUGGUUUUCGCCGGAGGAGCACACGGAGAGGACUCCAGUGGGUGCCUUCGUCCUACAUCUCAUUUCAUGUGUCAUCCUCAUUUUUGCGACGUGGGGAAUGACUCCCGAUAAUGCCUACACCCUUCUUACAAGCUUGAGUGCAUAUACCAUUAACGCCUUCUUUGGAACCUUCUUGGGCAUUGGCAUUCUGAUCCUGCGCUUCCGAGGGCCACCAGCAACAACAGACAAUGACAACGCCGAGAGCAAAACUACGGCUCCCGUAACCUGGAGGGAGAUGACGGGCAAACAUAUCAACCCGGUACUCAGCGUCAUCUGCGCUGUCAUCUACACAAUUGGUGGUCUCUGGCCCGUCGUCAAUACAUGGAUCAAGCCAACCAGCGCCAUUACUCAGAGUAUUAAAUGGUGGCUCGUGCCUACGAUCUCUUGGAUCAUCAUCGCCAGUGGUAUCGCUUGGUUCCUUGGCUUCGUGGGCGUCGCCUGGCGAACCUACCGAAACCACCACAAGGUCUUUGUCGUCGAGAAGCAACCCCAUUUCGAGAGCGCGAAUGGAUUUGGCACAGACGAUAGCGAAGGCCGCGGGAGCGGUGGACUCGUGCUCGUUCAUGAGACGGUGUAUCUGAGUUGGGUAGGCAAGGAGACUCUGAGACAGAGAAAGCCAGAGCAGUUGGUGUUUGAUGACGGCAUGGAUGAACAACCAGCACAGCCGAUGUCCAUGGCAGGGACAGAUUUCGAUGCCUUCUUUCAACAGGAGCAACAGCAGCAGCAACAACAACAAUACCAACAACCACAAUACCAACAAUCACAAUAUCAGCAACCCAGCCAACGUCACCAAUACCAGCAACAACAAUACCAAGAAGAUCCUAACGCAGGUUACGGGACGGGAUUCAGACCAUCCGAGCUUCAUUAA